Mesorhabditis spiculigera is the source of this 603-nucleotide messenger RNA. NCBI's taxonomy places the organism in Eukaryota, Metazoa, Nematoda, Chromadorea, Rhabditida, Rhabditidae. The record is from the annotation of a GenBank genome assembly.
AUGAGGAGCCUCUCGUUGCUAAUCCUUGUCUUGGCUACGGUACUCGCCGUGCAGGGAAUGGGGCGGAAGAAGCGGGAUACGGAUGAUGAGGGCCCACACUCGCUGUCGAAGCGCCAGGUGGAUUAUCACAAGCUCUCCAAGCGAAGCGAUGAGUGCCCGACUUGCGGUUGGUUUGGUAACUGGGGCCAGGGGCUGAAGAAGCGCGAUACCGAGGACCAGCGCCCGCACUCGUUGUCGAAGCGCCAAUCUGAAGGUAAUGAGCCCUCUUCCGCUCGCUCAAAACGCCAACUCCACGAGGACAAGGGACCGCACAGGCUCUCCAAGCGUCAGACCGACGUGGAGGUCGAUACUGAGAUCUCCAAGCGUUCGAAGCGCCAGGACACUGACGUCAAUACUGAGGACUGCACAAAUUCAAGGCGUCAGCCAGAUGACGAAAUUGACAGCUCCGCGCGUUCGAAGCGCCAGUUUGAUACCACCGGAACUGGUAGCGCCGGCCCGUCCCAACCGAUUUCCAAGCUCUCGAAAUCUGAUGGCGGGAAAAAGGGUGGCAAAAAAUCCGAAGUAAAAAAAUCGCAAGCCUGCGGGUUGCACUGCCGUCCACAU